CCCCUUUAGGGGAAAAUGGGCCGCUGGCGCAGGCGCAGGCGCAGGAAGAGCUGGCUGGACUGAGGAGGAAGUGAGGCUAGCGUUUGGGGUUUUGAGCCGUCUGCGAGGCUGGCAGGAGCUGGGCAGUUGCUUUUCGAAAGGAGGCUGUUGGGAAGAAGGGUCACCUGCGGCCUUCAGUUCUCCAGCCGCCUGUACACUACUUGUUUAUUUGGAAGUUUGGUUUUCCCUGCCUAUAGCCAACCAUGAGCCCAGCUGAUGCCAAGCGCUGUGGGACCAAGCGUCGGAAAAAUAAAAAAGGAGGUGGCCUUAGCCCAUCAAACCUAGCUGGAGUCUUUGAGGUCAAAUCUAUAGGACCAUCUUCCAAUAUUGCCCCUUCCUGCUCCUCUUGCUCCUCCUCAACCCCAUCUACUUCUACCGUAGCCUUCCUGCAGUCUCCCAGUACCAACACAGCUUCUUCUAGCACUGAAAAUGGGCUUCUGGCAGUAGCUGCCACAGCUCCCAACUUGAUUCCUAGUGAAAGAAUAAAGAAGGCCGAGUUUCAGAAAAAGCGCUGUGGAGGAACAAUUAAUUCUAGACAAACUUGUAAAAGAAACACAGUUAGUAACACAGGUCCUGAAACAACUUCCCAAGAACCAAUUGACGUUGAAGUUAACACAUGUGAAGAAGUAGUUGACCUGACUUGUGAAUCUUCAGAACCAGUAGUAGUUGAUCUGACACACAAUGAUUCGGUUGUGAUCGUUGAAGAAAAUGUUUGUCAACCACAAAAUCAAGAAUUUAGAAAUCAGCUCCCUGACAGCUGUAUAUUAAGCAGUGAUGAUGAUGAACCAAGAGAUGAAGUGAUUUUAACUAGUACACUAACUAAAGAAUUGGAAUUAUUAGAAGAUGAUAUUCCAAGUUCACACCGUUCAGGUACUGUGAGUUGCCCAAUUUGCAUGGAUGGUUAUUCAGAGAUUAUUCGGAGUGGACGGCUCAUUGUAUCAACGAAAUGUGGUCAUGUCUUCUGUAGCCAGUGUCUCCGGGAUUCUCUAAGAAAUUCUAAUUCUUGUCCAACUUGUAGGAAGAAACUUGGUUACAAACAGUAUCAUCCAAUUUAUAUAUGAAACUUAGAUCCUUCUAUAAAGAAUCUAAACUGUACUCUUCUGAAUGCUUCAUAUAUCUAUAUUUUCAGCAACAAUAGAAUACUAUUUCCCAGAUGCAACAGUUAAUGUGCAGACCAUUAUGGACUUUUAUUAGCUUUUUUAAAAAAGGUUAAUUGUAUGAAGUAUAGUCCACCAAAGUAUGUAGAUGUUUGAAGGACAGUUAGCUACAAUGAAAGCAAAAUGGUAUUGCUAUGCUCUUUUUGAAAAAUGACACCUCUUCAAGUUAACAUUUUUUUACUUCAAGUGACAGGAUGAAAAUCUGUUUAAUUUGCCGAAGAUACAAGUCAUGCUUAUGAUAUUGUAGGUCUACAGCCUACAUUUUUCUUUCUGCAUUUCAUUCUCAAAAAAAUUGAACCCAUGUUUGUUUCCUGAUUAAAUUCUACCUUUUGCGUGAACUUCUUCAUUUCCAAGGUGACUAUAUUUUGUAGCCAAGGUGCACCACAUUUCUAACAUUAAAUGUUUACAUUUUUAUUUGGAGGCAAGUACUGGAAGACAGUAGUAAGACCAUAACUAGAAAAUCUUUGACUCUAAGGUAUAAUCAUAAAGAAAGAUUUCCUCCAUGCACCUAACUUAACAGAAGAAUAAAUUGAAACCUACUUCAUCACCAUCACAGAACAAGGCAAAAAGAAAUGUGAGUUCUGGCGUAAGAAGCUUAUAGUUCAAAUAUUUGACAGAGUGAAGAUAAUGAAUGCUGUCUUUCAGUAAAUACAUUUUCAUAUUGUAUUGAAGUCCUAAUGGUUCUUUCAAUUCUCUUCAUAUAGUCAUAAAGUGCAGACAACAUUUUUAAUCCCUAUACUGUCAUUAUUGAACUAAAUAUGUGCAUUUUGAAAAUACUAAGCCUUUAUUAACCUGGUUCCCAUUAACAAAUAAUUAGAAUGAUAUAGCAUGAAAAAUGCAACAGUAAGUUAUUAAGAAUUUUAGUUUGGAGUUUCAUAUUUUUGCUGUAUGCUACACUGAUGAAAAUAGUAGAACAUAUAGUUUCUGCAUAGGUAGAAGGAAGUGAGCCAUGCAGUUUGGAUAGAUUACUAUAUUACUGAUGUUUGCUUAUUGUAUAAUGAAGGGUUUCUUAGCAGCUACCUUCUAAAUGAAAGUUAUAUUUACAAAUUAUUACAAAUAAACAGCAUAGAAACAAUCUAUCUCAGUAUUAGGAAUUUCAAUAUACAAUUGAAUAUUUUUCCAUUUUUAAAUGUUAAAAAUGAUAUGGAUUUCCCUAUCUGUUUAUAUUAGGGCAGUAAAAAUUAGAGACGUGUAUAAAUCAGAAAGAAUAUUUUGUUUCCAACACAGAAUUAAACCAUUUCAUUUUGGAGGUUGCGGCAAACUUUCUUAGGUCCUUCAUAGUUCAGCUUUAGCUUUAUUUAUUCUAGGUUUUGGAUUAAUCCUGAAUAGGGUAAGAUUAGUACAUAUCGCCCCUUUCUCUGUUUCUACACUGCAGCUCCCAGUAAAGAAUAAAUAAAAGUCUGUAUUUUCCCCCCUCUCAGCAGCUUUAUUGAUAUUGAUAGAAUGACAUGCUCUAAUGUUCUGUUUCCCCCUUCCCUCCUUCCUUUCAGUCACCACUGCUGAUGAUCCAGCAAACGUUGCUGACCUGUGCCCUAAACUUCCUGGCACCUUCUUUCACUAUUUUCUCUCAGCUACUGAUAUUCAAUCCUGAAAUCACUUCUGCUUGAAAUGGAGUAGCUCCAUUUCUUUGGUAUACAGCAAAUAAAAUGUGUGUCUCAGUUUAGAGACACAUAUUUUGGACCAACCAUUUCAGAAUGAUUUACAUAAAAUAUGAAACCUUAUUGGGAAUUUCCUUUGGGAGUUAAGAGGCCUGCUUAUCCACGAGCAAUUCCCACAUGCUUAGAGGUUGCUAUAUAAUCAACUGAAUCCAUGUAAUUGGCUCAUAUUAGAUGCAAUAAGAGCUAUUUGCUGAAACUUAAUAUAAAAAUAAGUUUUUAUAUUAGUCGGAUCCAGUUUUACUUGUAAAAAAUUUCACUAUCCUAGGAGCACUUUUUAAAGUUUCCUUUAUUUCAGCUCACAUAUUGGUGAAUCUAGAAUGCUAAUUAAAAAUCUAGACCCUUUAAGAAAGCUAGGUUGAAUUCUACCCAUUGCUUUUAAACAGCAGGUUCCUUUUGAUUAAAUAUGUUACAAUCAGAAUUCAAACCAAUUAAU
Pseudonaja textilis is the source of this 3287-nucleotide messenger RNA. NCBI's taxonomy places the organism in Eukaryota, Metazoa, Chordata, Lepidosauria, Squamata, Elapidae. The record is from RefSeq and is a predicted model, not a curated record.